Molecule: messenger RNA, 1057 nt
Organism: Tripterygium wilfordii
Lineage: Eukaryota; Viridiplantae; Streptophyta; Magnoliopsida; Celastrales; Celastraceae
Product: RING-H2 finger protein ATL56-like
Exons: 1
Coding region: 208-732 (174 amino acids)
Source: RefSeq, a predicted model, not a curated record
CCAAAGCCGUGGGCGAUCCUCGAUUCCUAGUGUUGUGCGAUUUACACAAAAAGCCCCAAACCGAUGUAGGUGAGGACUGGGAAUACUACUCCUAUCAUUAUUAGACGAACCUUCGUUUUUCUCGAUCAAGUAUAUAAAUCGGCAACGCACUCUCUUUCUCUUUCUCAAAAAAAAUUGUCUUUUUUGCAUCUGCGCGUGAAUUUUGGUAUGCCUCCCGAGCUCCAUCACCGCUCAUCCGGUGGUACUCCACCACAAUCACAGCCACCGCCACCAAAGGCGAAGCAAAAGUUCCUGUCUUUAAUAUUGAAGGCUAUAAUCAUGACCUUUAUUACCUCCGUGUUCUUCCUGCUUCUGGGUUUGGCUGCUCUUCUUCUUUUCAACAUCCUCCUCGUCACUGCUGUCCUCCGCCACCGCGGCCGCCACGUCCACCAUGUUCGACAAGACAAUCCAUCAGAUGGGUUCUCUUCAAAACACCUCAAGAAGCUUCCCCAAUUCAAGUUUUCGAAUGGACGAGAUUGCGAAUGUGUGGUUUGUUUGGAUGGAAUUAGACAAGGGCAAUGGUGCAGGAGACUUGUGAAUUGCGGUCACGUCUUCCAUAGGAAGUGUGUGGAUGCGUGGCUGCUGAAGGCCGCUACAUGUCCAAUCUGUAGGACUCGGGUUCAAUUGGAUAGCGAAGGAGGAGAAGAAAGUAGCCAAUGGACUUUUGGUGGGAGCAAUUUGAGAGUAUGUUAGAUUUUGUAAGUUUUCUUCUUCAAGCUUUGGUAAGUUUUUAUGUAUUAUAUUUAAUAUAGAUUCCCUCUUGUUUCCCCUUCCCUUUUGGGAAGAAAUAAUUUUGAUUCUCAAUUGUGAAGUCUAGCAAAUAUUCUCCUUUUUCAGUCUUUGAUGAUAUAAUUUCGCACUCCCCUAGCUGAUUCCAACUAAUUUUUCUGAUGGAUUCAUGUCGCAACCCCAAAUUGUUUGGGAUGGUUUGACGAUGAUGAUGUGAUUGUUGAGUAAAUUGUGAACUGCAAGUUUCUUAUUGUUACGUUUAACUGAAAUGAGAAGUAUAAACAACAGG